GAGCAUCGAUCGGUUGCAGGCAUCUCAUAGUCUUUGUGUUCUUGUUGGCGCUUUACUUCAGCUGACAGAGAGGAAGGAGAAGACUGUGAGGAAGAGAGCUGAGCUGAGCUGAGCAGAGCGACUGCACCUGCCUCUCUUCUCCUCUCGUCCUCCCCUGGAUCCUACAUCCCUUCCCAAUCUGUUCAAGUGCCUUCUCAGAAACCCUAGGUUCUCGCAGUCCCUGCUGUUCCCGCUUCAAUUUGGCACUGCCGAUCGAGAUCGACUCAGGGCCCCGCUGAUUUCCGAGCAAUAAACUUUUAUCCGGUGAGAAUGGCGAGCGGGCAAGUAGUGAAGAAAGCCAUUUACAAGACCUCGAUCAAGGACCCGGGAUCCCCUGGAAUCCUCAAAAUGAGUGGUGAUAGACUUACAUUUAGGCCCAAGGAUCCUAAUCCGGCUGCGGAGCUUGAUGUGAAUUUUGAAACUAUUAAAGGUUACAAAAAUACCAAGGAGGGAUCUGGUAAACCGGCAUGGCUUAAUCUGACCAAUGACCAGGGUAGAAGUUACAUUUUUCAAUUUGAUGGUGGCUACGCCGAUAUGCAUAUUUGCAGAGAUUUUGUUGGAAAAGCUAUUGCAAAAUCUGGGGAGACUACAAAAGCUGCUCCUGCAAAACCUGAUGUCAUCAUAACUCCUGAUGAGCAAAUCAACAGAGAAGAGCUGGAGCUCCGGAUAAAACUAUUGCGAGAGGAUAGCGAGUUGCAGAAACUUCAUAAGCAACUUGUGAUUGGUGGUGUUUUGACGGAGGCUGAAUUUUGGGCAACAAGGAAGAAAUUACUUGAGAGAGAAUCUAGCAAAAAGCAAAAACAGCGCAUGGGCUUCAAAAGUGCCAUGAUUUCAGACAUUAAGCCAGCAACUGACGGUCGGACAAACAAAGUUACUUUCAGUUUGACACCGGAAAUCAUUCUUCAGAUUUUUGCCGAGAAACCUGCAGUUCACCAAGCAUUCUUGAGUUUUGUUCCCAGUAAGAUGACAGAAAAGGACUUCUGGACCAAAUAUUUUAAAGCAGAAUACCUUCACAGCACAAAAAAUGCCAUUGCUGCUGCUGCCGAGGCGGCUGAAGAUGAAGAACUUGCCAUUUUCCUGAAGCAUGAUGAUAUAUUGGCUAAGGAAGCUCGGCAAAAGAUUAGACGGGUGGAUCCCACGGUAAACAUGGAAGCUGACCAAGGGGAUGAUUACCUACAUCUACCGGAUCAUGGGAUAUUUCGUGAUGACGGCAAGGAAGUAAGUGAACCACAAUAUGAGCUAUAUAGAAGGACUUUAGCUCAUGACCUUAAUCGGCAUGCGGCAGUCGUACUUGAAGGGAAAUCUGUUGAAGUGGAACUGGAAGACACUAAGACUGUUGCGGAGGCACUUGCCCGGUCAAAACAAGCUGAGUUGGCUAAUGCGGAUUCUGAUGCAAAUGCUGAUCAGGAGCAGUUACAGAGAGUUUCACGUAUGACAGAGAUUGAAGAUCUUCAAGCACCCCGUGAUCCUCCACUGGCUCUGCUUUGUAUCAAGGACCCUCGAGACUACUUUGAUUCUCAACAAGUCAAUGCCGUUAAAAUUCUGGGGGAGGAUGCAAUGGGGACAGCGAAAAGGAAGAGUGCUGCAAACCCGAGGGAUGCAUUUGGGUCCCUCAGGAAAUGCAUAUCCGAGGUCAAAUCUGUGGGUCUGCGUGAUCCUGUAGUUUCAUCUAAAGAUGCUUUUCAGGUAUUCAAUGCGCUGACGCGUGAUAUAUCACGGACUAAAUAUGACGUGGGAAGGAAUUCUCAAGAUAGCGCUCUGGACAUGUUGCCAAACAUAGCGAAGGAGCAGCUUCUACAUCACUGGGCCUCCAUACAGGAAUUACUGAGACAUUUUUGGUCAUCGUAUCCAAUUACAACUUCUUACCUUUAUGCAAAGGUAACUAGACUGAAGGACGCCAUGUCACAGAUUUAUACACAGCUAGAGGAGAUAAAGAAAUCUGUACCAGCCAACCACAAGCAACAAGUUUCAGUUCUUGUUCGUCAAAUGCAUCAGGCUUUAGAUUCGGCUUUUCAACAUUAUGAUGCUGACCAGCAGAAGCGAUCUGCUAAGAGUAGUCAGAGACCGAAUGGAUAUGUCUAAGUGGGUGUUUUCUACAUUAAGUGCCAGAUUCCAUUGAUUAUAAGAUAAUGCAGCCGGGCCUCUCCUUGCAAGAUUAUCUUCCACUGUAAAUCAAUUAAAUUUUGUCCGAUGAAAUUCUAUAUGAGAAAAAUAUGCAAAGUUGUUGAGGUAAAUAUACAGUUGUUGAGGUCGCCUGCCGUUCGACGGCUUCAGAAGAGCUUUGAGGAAUAACGCUCUCUACAAA
Punica granatum (pomegranate) is the source of this 2344-nucleotide messenger RNA. The record is from RefSeq and is a predicted model, not a curated record. NCBI's taxonomy places the organism in Eukaryota, Viridiplantae, Streptophyta, Magnoliopsida, Myrtales, Lythraceae.